Neltuma alba is the source of this 1038-nucleotide messenger RNA. Its product is annotated as squamosa promoter-binding protein 1. The transcript is spliced from 2 exons. NCBI's taxonomy places the organism in Eukaryota, Viridiplantae, Streptophyta, Magnoliopsida, Fabales, Fabaceae. Gene Ontology annotation, cellular component: nucleus. The record is from RefSeq and is a predicted model, not a curated record. Gene Ontology annotation, molecular function: DNA binding. The coding region runs from base 298 to 789 and encodes 163 amino acids.
UGAAGGUUUAAGUCUAACGCUAAUGAUCAAAGCAGUUUUUGUUUUCGUAUUAAAAAUAGCUUUUUUUACCGCGCAUGUAAUUGAUCUGGUCUCUCUCGAGGCACAAAUCCGUGUUGCCGCGUGCUUAUUGCUUGCUUUUUUUCACCCGUCUUCCCCCAUGGACGUACAAUUACAAGAAGAAAAUUAAUGGAGCAGCUGGGGCACACUCCUAUCUCGCUUUUUCUCUCAAUAUAAUUCCCCCUCCUCCUCAAACUAACCACCUUGUUUCCUUCUGGAUCUCCCUCUCUCGAGGCCUGAAUGGAUGAGACUAAACCAAAGACGGUGGUGGAGAGGGAGGCCUUGGGGGGUUACGAGGAGAAGAAAAAUGGAGUCUUCUGGGGGGAAGAUGACCAGAGGAAGAAAGUGUCCGUCAAGAAAGGGUCUACCGGCGGCGGAGGAAGUGGUAUGCGGUGUUGCCAGGCGGAGAACUGCUCUGCGGAGCUCAGUGAUGCGAAGCCGUAUCAUAAGAGGCACAAGGUGUGCGAAUAUCAUGCCAAGGCUCAGGAAGUGGUCGUUUGCGGCAUCCGACAACGUUUUUGCCAGCAAUGCAGCAGAUUCCAUGAGUUGGGUGAGUUUGAUGAGACGAAAAGGAGUUGCAGGAGGCGUUUGGCUGGGCACAACGAACGACGAAGGAAGAACUCAGUGGGUGAGGCUCAGGCAGAAGGGUCGGGCCAGAAAAGAACAGGAACUCAUCAGCUGAAGGACGGGGUUUGUGGUGAUGAUAGAACCAGAAUCCAGAUCACUAUAUAAAAGAGAAUGCCCUCUUUGAAAUAUUUUCCCAAAUAAGAUGAGAAUGCGAUAUCAUUCCAUUUAAUUGCUUGCUUUUCUAUUAAAGCAUGCUCUCUCUCUUCUGUCAUCCCUGGGCAUGUGUUCUCUAAUUGCUCCUAAUUUGUAUGCGUUUAGAUCAAAGACUAGUGUAUCAAACAGGGCAAUAACAUUAUUCCUUCACUGGACUUACUGUUGCCAAUCUAUCAGCAGAGAUUAUGAUUAUGAUUAUGA